Messenger RNA from Dichomitus squalens LYAD-421 SS1, 1203 nucleotides. RefSeq names its product FAD/NAD(P)-binding domain-containing protein. Gene Ontology annotation, molecular function: FAD binding. The transcript has a single exon. The record is from RefSeq and is a predicted model, not a curated record. Lineage: Eukaryota; Fungi; Basidiomycota; Agaricomycetes; Polyporales; Polyporaceae. The coding region runs from base 1 to 1203 and encodes 400 amino acids.
AUGACUACACAUACCCUCCCCCGCAUCGCCAUCAUAGGCGGAGGUCCUGGGGGCCUCAUCCUUCUCCUUACGCUCCACAGACGCGGCAUCCCUGCCAUUCUCUACGAGCGCGAGACGAGCGCGGAUUCGCGCGCCCACCUCGGAGGCAUGUUGGAUCUUGGACAUGACAGCGGUCAACGCGCCCUACGCGAGAACGGCCUCCAGGAGGUCUUUUCCCUCAACUCUCGACCGGAGGCCGACACGUUCCGAGCCUGCGACUCAGCUGGUAACAUCCUAGUUUCCAAGGGUGCCGAUCCGAAUGAGAACCCUUUGGAUGUCCGCCCAGAGAUCGACCGCUCCGUGCUGCGGAAGAUCAUGCUCGAUGCUGUCCCUGCCGACGCUAUUCAGUGGGGCCACGCCCUGACCUCUGUACGCAGUCUCGAGAACGGCCAGCGCGAACUGACCUUCGCCAACGGCCACAUCGCUGUCGUCGAUAUCCUCGUGGGCGCAGAUGGUGCAAAUUCGCGGGUCCGCCCGCUUGUCUCCCGAGCCGUGCCGCUCUACCACGGCAUCACUGGCGCCGAGGUGUCCAUCUCACCGGAGCUUACGAAGAGGCCAGAGUUGGAGGAUGCAGCCGAGCUUCUCGGUGACGGGAGCUUAUAUGCCCUCGGUAAAAACCAGAUGAUCACCUCACAGCUCAAUGGCGACGGGCGCAUCCGCACGUACCUCAUGUUCCGCCGUCCGGCAGACUGGGUGCUUCCCAGCGAUCCAGCGGAAGCGCGGAAGAUCCUGCUCGAGGAGUACGGGAGCUGGUCGCCGACUAUGCGCAAGCUCAUUGAGUUCUGCGACGACGACGCGAUCUACCAGCGUUCGAUGUACCACCUACCCACGGACCACAAGUGGAGCCAUGUUCCUGGCGCGACCCUCGUCGGAGACGCGGCGCACUUGAUGAGCCCGUUCGCGGGUGCAGGGGUCAAUCUCGCUAUGCUUGACGGCCUUGAGCUCGGUCUGGUUCUGACGGACGCCAUCACCUCUGGUAAGAGCGCAGAGAAACGGGAGGCGGCCAUCGCGGCUUGGGAAGAGGAGAGGAUGAAAGAGGCGAACAGAGUUGCGGUGAUCGCCAAGGCUAAUCUCGAGGCCAGUAUCAGCUCAGACGCUUCGGUAACUGGUAUCGAGGCAUUGUCAAAGUACCUGGAGAAGGCUGAACUUAGAAGAAAGACGUGA